Messenger RNA from Papaver somniferum (opium poppy), 3573 nucleotides. RefSeq lists its product as uncharacterized. Lineage: Eukaryota; Viridiplantae; Streptophyta; Magnoliopsida; Ranunculales; Papaveraceae. The transcript has 6 exons. The record is from RefSeq and is a predicted model, not a curated record. The coding region runs from base 1 to 3573 and encodes 1190 amino acids. Gene Ontology annotation, molecular function: RNA-DNA hybrid ribonuclease activity; nucleic acid binding.
AUGCGGGUUAUUUUUUGGAAUAUCAAUGGUGUUGCGCGUACAGCAGCACAUUCUAAGCUUAGGGAGCUGAUUAGAGAUUUCCAUCCUGAAGUUUUUGGUCUUGCUGAACCAAAAGUGGCGUGCUCAGCAAAUUUUGGGAGGAGGCUAAUUUCUGAAGGUUAUUCUUCAUUUAUUAUUAAUAAUUCUGCUAAUUCUGGUAUUUCAAAUCUUUGGGUUUGUUAUAAGGAUGGGCUUCAUGUUUCUGUAGUUAAUUCUAGUAAACAAGCUAUUACAAUUGCGUUUGAUGGUGUGUAUAUCUCUUUUUUCCAUGCUAGCUACAUUCAAACUACUAUGCGCAGGCUUUGGCAGCAACUAGUUAUGCAAGAUUCAAUUACACCUUGGCUGGUCAUAGGUGAUUUUAAUUGUAUUUUGCGUUUGAAUGAGAAGAAAGGUGGCUUGGAAAUAAGAUCGUCUGUCAUUGGUGAUUUCAGUGAUUGGAUGGAUGACAAUAAUCUUUUUGAAUCGGAUUCCUUGGGCAGCAAAUUCACUUGGUGUAAUAGGCAAUCUGGUACUAGUCGUAUUAUUAGUAUGUUGGAUCGUGCAAUUAUUAAUGCGGCUUGGCUUGCUAAAUUUGAGAAUUGGCGGCCUUAUAGAGCUCCUUUUCGUGUUCAAAAGAUGUGGUUUUUACAUGGGUAUUUUCUUCGGAUGGUCAAUGAGAGUUGGACUUUGUCUGUUCAUGGUUCUCCUGAUUUUAUUUUCCCUUAUAAAUUGAAGCGGCUGAAGAUUGCAAUGAAGGAUUGGAAUCUGAGGAUUUUUGGUAAUGUGAAUUCUCGUUUGAAGCAAGACCAACUUCGUUUUGAGACAGCAGCCCUUAUUACAGAUGAGGAUCCUAGUAAUAUUGUUAAUCUAAAAGCAAUGAAGGAUGCUAUGAAAACUUUAUGUGAUACUCGUUUGCAACAGUUAACUAUACUCAAGCAAAAGUCUAGGAACAAAUGGUUGGUGGAGGGUUCAAGUAAUUCCAGUUUCUUUCAUAGUAGUAUUAGAAUUAGAAAAAGUUCUAAUACUAUUUCGGAACAUGUUGAUUUGAAUGGGACUUGUUUGACAAAUUAUGAGCAGCUUCGUAAUCAUGUAGUUCAGUUCUAUGAGGAUAAGUUCAAUGGCCAAGAUCCGGUGAUAGAAGGUGAUUUAUUUGAUUUUGAGCAUGCUUCAGUUUCUGUUGAGGAGAGCAACGCCAUGGAUAUGAUUCCUUCCCCGGAAGAAAUUAAGCAAGCUGUUUUUGAUCUGAGUGCGGAUAGUGCCCCAAGGCCGGAUGGUUUCUCUGGUUGUUUCUAUCGUCAUUGUUGGGAUAUUAUUCAUGAUGAUUUAACCAAGGCCAUUAUUCAUUGUUGGAAAGCGGGUAGUAUUCCAAAUGGUGUUAAUUCAUCUUUUAUCAUCUUGCUGGCUAAGAUCCUAGCUACUAGACUUGGUACAGUUUUGGAUAAGCUUGUGUCUGAAGAACGGGCAGCCUUCAUGAAAGGGAGAAAUAUUCAUGAGAAUAUUAGCUUGGCGUCGGAGAUGGUUAAUGAGUUGCAUUAUAAACGCAAGGAUGGCAACAUUGGCCUUAAACUUGGUAUUUCUCAAGCUUUUGACACGUCUGCUAGAAUUUCUGUCAUUUUGAAUGGUAGUCCGGAAGGUUACUUCAAAAUUAACAGAGGUUUGCGUCAAGGUGAUCCCCUCUCCCCUUUGAUUUUUUUCUUGAUUGAGGAUGUUCUUAGCAGAAAUAUUACGAAGCUUUUUCGUGAUAAAAAGAUGACGCCCAUGGUAAAUAGAGGUGGUAUUUAUCCUACUCACCUUUUCUUUGCUGAUGACAUAAUGAUUUUUUGUAAAGGUAAUUCCAAAAGUCUUCAUAAUCUUGUAGACUUGUUGGGAAGUUAUCAGCGUGCUUCAGGUCAGACUGUUUGUCGUCAAAAGAGUAAGAUUUAUUAUAGUGGUGGUUCUUCGAGUUGGUGUAAUUAUAUUGCAUCUUAUUUGGGGAUGAGUGUAGCUACUUUUCCGGAUCGCUAUUUGGGAGUUCAAAUUAUGCCAGGUAUUGUUCGAUAUCGCCAUACUAGCAAUGUUGUUGAAAAGAUUAAAAAUCAGCUUGCUGGUUGGAGAGGGAGGUUAUUAUCUUUUCAUGAUCGCAUUGUUCUUGUUAAAUCAGUUAUUGCCAGUUAUUACAUUCAUAAUAUGGCUAUUUAUAAGUGGCCUCGUAAGUUUAUUCUUCAAUGUGAGAGGGUUAUCCGUAACUUUAUUUGGUCUAAUGAUUCGAACAUUAAUCGUGUAGUGGUAGUGGAUUUUGAUAAAAUCUGUUGCCCUUUUGAGGAGGGGGGUCUCGGACUAACUCGUAUGGCCACUAUGAACAAAGAUCUUAUUAUGAAACUUUGGUGGAAGAUUCGUAAUUCUACAAAGAAGUGGGCUCUUUUCCUGAAGGCAAAAUUAUUUGAUCGUAAGGGUUAUAUUAAGCAUUCGGGGGUUAAAUCUUCUAUUUUGCCUGGUUUAAGGAGUGUGUAUAAUUGUGUGGAAAAGAAUACUAAGGUCUCAAUUGGUGAUGCUAGAGUAAGUGAUAUUUUAAAGGAUGGCCUUUGGGAUAUUCCUGAAAUUCACUUGCAAUACUUGAUUGCUGCUGGUCUAGAGUUGAAUAGGAUGCCAAUUCCUAUGGGUGGAGCUGAUGUUAGGGUAUGGAUGCCGGAGUUGAAGGGUGAGUUCAGUGUUAAGUCUGCAACUGAGUUGCUUCGGCAGAAGUAUUCUCGGUUAGAAGGUACGCAGCUUCUGUGGAGAAAAGAAGUUCAUCCUGUUCUUGCUGCUCAGAACUGGAAAUUCUUAUGUGGAGUUUGUGCUACGUAUGACCUUAUCAAGCGCAGGUUCAAAAUCUCUCUUGCUAACAAAUGCUGCCUGUGUGAUGUUCAAGAGGAAACUCUUACUCAUGUGUUAUAUGAGUGUUGCUUUGCUACAAGAGCCUGGAAUUGGCUAGCUGAUGUGUUCAAGUUACAACCUAAUGCUAACCUUAUUGUUUCUUUUAAAGCAACAAAAGGAAGGAGUCAUAUUGUCCGUGAUCUGUGGCUUAUUGCCAACCUUGUUCUUAGGUCGGAGCUAUGGCAGUUGCGGAACAAGGCUGUUUUCGAGCAUAAAAAGCCUAAUUGGAGUAUCUUUCAUAAGCGCGUUCUGAAGUUGAUACAAGAUUAUUCAAUUCGGCUCAAGGGUCAUAUGAACAAUAGUGAUGAUGAUGUUGUUCUUCUGAACUAUUUUAGAGUUCAGCACCGUAGUGUGAAGUUGCAUCAUCCUGUGGCUUGUUUUUGGUUACCGCCUAAGACUAAUGAAUUACAAAUUUGUUGUGAUGGAGCGGCGAGAGGUAACCCAGGCGUUGCGGGUGCAGGUGUAGUAGCUAGGGAUGAGCAUUGUUCAGUUCUUGGUGCUAUGAGUAUUGAUCUAGGAGUCACGACGAAUUAUUUAGCAGAAUUGUACGUCAUUAUUGUUGGUUUGGAGUGGGCUAUGCAAUGGGGUUUUUCUUGUAUUUGUAUACGGUCUGAUUCUAUGGGAGUUGUUGAAGCUUUCAAGAAUGACUCAAUUCCUUGCUGA